ACACUGUCCCUCGCUUUUCUCCAGGGUUGCAAUCCUGUGUGCGCACUGACCGGGGAGCAAGUCCAUCUCAACUCAGCAGGCUUACUCCUGAGUUGCAUUGCUACCAGAGGCAUGCACUGCAAGCGCCCUUUGCUCCCUUCUGUGGGCAAAGAGCCUCGCGACGGCAUCGGUUGCUGCUACAGAGCAUGCUCCACAGUCCCUCCACAUCCGUCCCCGCCUUCUGAUGUGGGGGGGGGGACCCGCGAGGACGUUGCAAAGUCUCCUUGUUCGUUCGUUUUUCCUCUCCCCACCCCCACCCCCUUUUUUCCUUUUUGCAAAGCUGCGCCUGGCGCGCGGCUGCUGCGAAUCCGCGACGGCUGCGAUGAACCCGAGCGCCGCGACCGGCCAGCCUUUCGCCAGCCCCGUGCAAUUUCCAGGAGGCACCACUGUCCUGGUGGAGCUCACACCAGAUAUUCACAUUUGUGGCCUGUGCAAGCAGCAGUUCAAUAACCUAGAUGCGUUCGUCGCUCACAAGAGAAGCGGCUGCCAGUUGUCCGGCACGACAGCGGAGACCACCAGCACAGUACAGUUUGUAGCAGAAGAAACCGUGCCAGCGACCCAGACCCAAACCACAACAAGGACCAUCACUUCAGAAACCCAAACGAUCACAGUUUCUGCGCCAGAGUUUGUUUUUGAGCAUGGCUACCAAACCUACCUACCUGGUGAGAGCAGUGAGCCUCAGCCUGCCGCCGUUGUCACCACUACACCGAAACCUCGCGCCAGAAAGUCCGCCACACCAGGGGCGCAAAAGAAACUUAACUGCUGCUAUCCAGGCUGCCAGUUCAAGACAUCCUACGGUAUGAAAGACAUGGAACGACAUUUAAGAACACACACUGGUGACAAGCCCCACAAAUGUGAGGUUUGCGGAAAGAGCUUCAGCCGCAAAGACAAGCUGAAAAUGCACAUGCGAUCCCACAGUGGAGUGAAGCCCUACAAGUGCAAGCACUGUGACUACGCAGCUUCCGAAAGCAGCAGCCUGAACAAGCACCAGCGCAUCCAUUCAAACGAGCGCCCUUUCAAGUGCCAGAUCUGCCCUUACGCAAGCCGCAAUUCCAGCCAGCUCACGGUGCAUCUCAGGUCCCAUACAGGAGACGCUCCCUUCCAGUGCCGCCUCUGCAGCGCCAAAUUCAAAAUCAACUCGGACUUGAAGAGGCACAUGCGCGUGCACACGGGGGAGAAGCCCUACAAGUGCGACUACUGCGACGUGCGCUGCGCCAUGAAGGGCAACCUGAAGUCACACAUCCGCAUCAAGCACAGCAUGGAGAACGCCUACCGGUGCCUCGAGUGCGAGUUCCAGUGCGGGAACAAGACCAGCCUCCGGCACCACCUGCGCACCCACCAGCCCGAGCAGCCGGUGAAGUGCUCGGAGUGCAGCUACUCCUGCUCCAACAAGGCCACCCUCAAGGUGCACGAGAGGAUCCACUUCAAGGACCGGCCGUUCAAGUGCGAUUUCUGCAGCUUUGACACCAAGCAGCGCAGCAACCUCACCACGCACAUGAAGAAGGCGCACGGGGACAAGGUCAGGGUCAAGAAGAAGGCAGCCGAGAAGGGGGAAGGAGACCGGCCGAAGGAAGGCGGCUCCAGGCAAGUGGCCAGGCUGGAGGCCAAGAAAGCUUUCAAGUGCGAUCUCUGCGAGGCCUCGUUUGUCCGGGAAGACUCCUUGCGGAGCCACAAGAGGCAACACGUCGAGUACAACGGGGCGAAGAACCCGGAGCUGGCCGUUUUGCAGUUCCAGGUGGACCCCACGAGGCCAAGCGGCACCCCUAUUACCGUCAGCCACCUACAGGUCCCGCUGCAGGCUUCGUCGUACGGCAAAGGGCAGGUGAAGAUCAUCGUCGGACAUCAGGUACCCCAAGCCGGCGGUCUGGUGCAAGCGGCUUCCGUGAACAUUGUGCCGCCAGCCUUAAUAAGCCAGAGCCAAGAAGAUCUGUCUGGCAACGGCCAGUUGCAAAUCCUGCAGCAAGUGAGCUUGCUGGCUCCCCCUCUGCCCCCGGGGUCUCAAGCGGAAAGCAUUUCGAUGGGCCAACCGGCCGUGCUCCUCACAACCCACAGUCCAGCAGACAGAAGCACACCCGGCCAGACUCUGAUUCCCGACAUCCCCGUAGGCAGCCACGAGGCCUCGGCUACCCAGGCUUUCAUCAGCGGUGCCGAGAUCAGCUGCUCCGACUUGGAAGGACUCAAUGCUUUGAUUCAGGAGGGGGCUGGGGAGGUGACAGUGGUGAGCGAUGAGGACCAGAGCAUCACUGUGGCCACCUCGGUUCCCCCUCCGCCCAUCUUUUCCUCCCCUUCUCAUGCCGACGUGCCCAAGCAAGUCUACUCCAUUAUCCAAAGUGGUGCAAGUUUGCUUUGUCCUGCAGACUCCAUACCAGAUUAGUUCAAGAAGAGCGCAUUUGCUCAGCGCUCAGUUAGUACAUCAGAUUCGGCCCUGGAUCCAGAUUAGGCUGAUGAGUACAGAAGGCGAAGCAAUCCCUGGUGUCGUGCCGGUUCAUUGCUUCACUCCAGGGUUAGCCCAGCUGUUCUUGGACUAUAGCUCCCAUCAUCCCUGACCAUCGGCCAGACCAGCUUGGGGGCUGAUGGGAGUUGUAGUCCAACAAAGUUCUUAGGGCACCAUGUUGACUGCCCCUGGAUUCCAUGCCUUACUGCAAAUAGAGCCCCUCUUACAGAAUACAGUGGUACCUCAGUUCUCAAAUGUCUCCAUUGAUGAACGUUUCGGAACCCGAACGCCGAAAACCCGGAAGUGAAUGCU
Podarcis muralis (Common wall lizard) is the source of this 2785-nucleotide messenger RNA. It is a transcript of the gene ZFP64, whose product is annotated as ZFP64 zinc finger protein. NCBI's taxonomy places the organism in Eukaryota, Metazoa, Chordata, Lepidosauria, Squamata, Lacertidae. Gene Ontology annotation, biological process: positive regulation of transcription by RNA polymerase II. The record is from RefSeq and is a predicted model, not a curated record. Gene Ontology annotation, cellular component: nucleus.